AUGUCACAACAAAGUCCUUAUACAUCCAUGCAUGGUAGUGCUACCCCACAAGCUGGAACGAGUCAAAAUAUGAGCAACGCUAAAUUGAUUAAUGGUGCUAAUGUUAAUAAUCUCAAUUAUAAAAAUGGAACUAGUGCAGUAGCUCGUGAUGACUCAACUAUUGUAGGUUUACAUUAUCGUAUUGGUAAAAAAAUUGGUGAAGGUUCCUUUGGUGUAUUAUUCGAAGGGAUUGAUAUGGUUAAUGGUACACCUGUUGCUAUUAAAUUUGAACCUAGAAAGACUGAAGCACCUCAAUUGAAAGAUGAAUAUCGUGCUUAUAAGAUUCUUUCAGGUACGCCGCAUAUACCUCGUGCUUAUUAUUUUGGUCAAGAAGGUUUAUAUAAUAUUCUUAUUAUUGAUUUAUUAGGUCCUUCUUUAGAAGAUUUAUUUGAAUGGUGUAAUCGUAAAUUUUCUGUUAAGACUGUUGUUCAAAUUGCUGUACAAAUGAUUACAUUAAUUGAAGAUCUUCAUGCGCAUGAUUUAAUCUAUAGAGAUAUUAAACCUGAUAACUUUUUAAUUGGUAGACCAAACGCACCGGAUGAAAAUCAAAUUCAUUUAAUUGAUUUUGGUAUGGCAAAACAAUAUAGAGAUCCAAAGACUAAACAACAUAUUCCAUACCGUGAAAAGAAAUCUCUAAGUGGUACAGCAAGAUAUAUGUCAAUUAAUACACAUCUUGGUAGAGAACAAUCAAGAAGAGACGAUAUGGAGGCGUUAGGUCAUGUAUUUUUUUAUUUCUUGCGUGGUUCGUUACCAUGGCAAGGUUUAAAAGCACCAAAUAAUAAAUUAAAAUAUGAAAAAAUUGGUGAAAAGAAGAGAACUACAAAUUAUUAUGAUUUAGCUCAAGGUUAUCCAAUUCAAUUUGGUCGUUAUUUAGAAAUUGUUCGUAAUUUAGCCUUUGAAGAAACUCCAGAUUAUGAAGGUUAUAGAUUAUUAUUAUUAAGUUCUUUAGAAGAUAUGAAUUUAACUGUUGAUGGACAAUAUGAUUGGAUGAAACUUAAUGGUGGUCGUGGUUGGGAUCUUUCAAUUAAUAAAAAACCAAAUUUACAUGGUUAUGGUCAUCCAACUCCAAGAAAUGAUAAGAAUGCCAAACAUAUCAGCAGAAAUACACAGCAACAGCAACAACAAUUACAAUCACAUCAUAGUCAUCCACAGCAACAACAGCAACAACCUUACCAACAACAACAGCAACAACCACCUACUUCUGUAUCACCUCAAUUAGACCCAAAUUCCUAUGAAGCAUUCAAGAUCCAAACUCAACAAAAGAUCGUUCAAAAACAACAUCAACAGCAACGUCAUCAACAGCAACAGCAACAACAACAACAGCAACAGCAACAGCAAGGUUAUGGUCGCCAAUCACAACCAGUAAUGAACAACAGUAAUAAUAUUAACAAUCAACAAGCUCCUCCACAACAACAGAACUACGAUAGUGAUUCGUUGUCUGAUGCAUCAAAGGGAGGAUUCUGCGCAAAAUUUGCAUGUUGCUGA
Maudiozyma saulgeensis is the source of this 1524-nucleotide messenger RNA. NCBI's taxonomy places the organism in Eukaryota, Fungi, Ascomycota, Saccharomycetes, Saccharomycetales, Saccharomycetaceae. The record is from the annotation of a GenBank genome assembly.